Molecule: messenger RNA, 2018 nt
Organism: Cicer arietinum (chickpea)
Lineage: Eukaryota; Viridiplantae; Streptophyta; Magnoliopsida; Fabales; Fabaceae
Product: low affinity inorganic phosphate transporter 1-like
Biological process (GO): phosphate ion transport; transmembrane transport
Cellular component (GO): membrane
Molecular function (GO): phosphate transmembrane transporter activity
Source: RefSeq, a predicted model, not a curated record
AUAAAACAGAUAGUUGGAGAGAAAUCAGGGUAAAAUAAAGAUAAAGAAAAGGUUUUACCCUUUCAGAGUUUUACUCAAACUGAAAGACGGAGUACUUUGCUAUUAAAUACGGAACCACUUCUCAUUCUCUCCAUUAUCAACAUUCAACACAACUUUCUUCUUCCUUCUCUUUGCUCUCUCUUCAUAUAACCAUUCAGGUAAAGGAAGAAGAUUAUUUCUGAGAAAGUGUAAAAACAUGGCUAAGGAACAAUUGAAGGUGCUAAAUGCACUUGAUGUUGCAAAGACACAAUGGUAUCAUUUCACAGCAAUUGUGAUUGCUGGAAUGGGUUUUUUCACUGAUGCUUAUGAUCUCUUCUGCAUUUCACUUGUUACCAAAUUGCUUGGCCGUGUGUAUUACUUUGAAGGCAACAACAAACCUGGUUCAUUGCCACAGAAUGUUUCAGCUGCAAUCAACGGUGUUGCUUUUUGUGGAACACUUGCAGGCCAACUUUUUUUUGGUUGGCUAGGUGACAAAAUGGGAAGAAAACGUGUUUAUGGAAUGACCCUUAUGCUUAUGGUUAUAUGUUCACUUGCUUCUGGUCUCUCUUUUGGGAAGGAUCCCAAAACUGUUGUGGCUACUCUUUGUUUCUUCAGGUUUUGGCUUGGAUUUGGAAUUGGCGGUGAUUACCCUCUUUCUGCUACAAUCAUGUCUGAGUAUGCAAACAAAAAGACUCGUGGUGCUUUUAUAGCUGCUGUUUUUGCAAUGCAGGGAUUUGGAAUUUUGGCUGGCGGCGCCGUUGCGAUUAUAGUUUCAUCUGCUUUCAAAGCUAUGUACCCUGCUCCGGCGUUUGAUGUUAACCCAAUUUUGUCGACAGUUCCACAAGCUGAUUAUGUUUGGAGGAUAAUUUUAAUGUUUGGUGCACUUCCAGCAUUGUUGACAUACUAUUGGAGAAUGAAAAUGCCUGAAACUGCAAGAUACACUGCUUUGGUUGCCAAGAAUGCUAAACAAGCGGCUGCAGAUAUGUCCAAAGUUUUGCAGGUUGAUAUUGAAGCUGAACAGGAAAAAGUUCAGCAAUUGGGUCACACACAAAGAGCAAAUGGGAAUGAUUUUGGGUUGUUUACAACAAGGUUUCUUCGCCGACACGGACUUCACUUGCUUGGAACUGCUGUGACUUGGUUCUUGUUGGACAUUGCUUACUAUAGUCAGAAUCUUUUCCAGAAAGACAUUUUUACUGCAAUCGGAUGGAUUCCAGAAGCUAAAACCAUGAGUGCUCUUGAAGAGGUUUAUAAAAUUGCUAGAGCACAGACACUCAUAGCACUUUGCAGCAGUGUUCCUGGUUACUGGUUCACAGUGGCACUUAUUGAUAAAAUUGGAAGGUUUACAAUUCAGUUGAUGGGAUUUUUCUUCAUGACAGUGUUCAUGUUUGCUUUGGCCAUUCCAUAUCACCACUGGACAAUGGAUGGAAACCAAAUUGGGUUUGUUGUUAUGUAUUCAUUGACCUUUUUCUUUGCUAAUUUCGGUCCAAAUGCAACGACGUUUGUGGUGCCGGCGGAGAUUUUCCCAGCAAGAUUAAGGUCAACAUGUCAUGGUAUAUCAGCUGCUGCUGGGAAAGCUGGUGCAAUGGUUGGUGCUUUUGGAUUCUUAUAUGCUCAAAAUGGCAUUGGAGUGAGAAAUGUGCUUCUGCUUUUGGGUGUGGCUAACUUCUUCGGGAUGAUGUUUACUUUCUUGGUGCCUGAAUCUAAAGGAAAAUCUUUGGAAGAGAUUUCUGGUGAAGCUGAGGAAGAAACUUCUGCUAAUAGAGAAUCUGCAUUGGAGGCUGGUCUUCAAGUUCAGACUGUUUCUGCUUAAUUGAGUUGUAGCUUGUAGGCUUACUGAAUCUGCACAAGUUUUAGGAUUUUCUAUUUUGCUUUAGUGUCUCAGGAAUAGUUUUUUUUUUUUGUUCCUAUGUUUCCAUAUUUUGUUUUUGUUUUUAUGUAAUCAAUCAGUUUGUAGAAACGGUUUAGUUUUCUUAUGCUCUCUAUUGUUUUCGCACCAUUAA